This is a messenger RNA of Danaus plexippus (monarch butterfly), 3381 nucleotides long. RefSeq names its product organic cation transporter 1-like. The coding region runs from base 284 to 2368 and encodes 694 amino acids. Gene Ontology annotation, molecular function: transmembrane transporter activity. Lineage: Eukaryota; Metazoa; Arthropoda; Insecta; Lepidoptera; Nymphalidae. Gene Ontology annotation, cellular component: membrane. Gene Ontology annotation, biological process: transmembrane transport. The record is from RefSeq and is a predicted model, not a curated record. The transcript is spliced from 12 exons.
GUGCUGUGGCUAUUCGCCAGCUAACUUGGCUUACGUUGAGGAUUUUUUUUUGUAAUUUAACAAAUACGUUGUUUUACGUAUUAGAUGUAUUUGUGAAAUAUAUAUUAUUUUGUUUCAUAUUUAAAAAAAAAUACUUAUUUUUUGAAUAAUUUCUUUAAGCCGAAUAUUUUCUUUAAAAUUAAUAAAAAGUUUUUGGUGUAUUUAGUAAUGUAUAAAUGUGAUAAACGACUGAACCUUCGGAGGACAUUGAGGUGAUGGUUCAUGAGUUUCGGAUGAGGGGAAGAUGACUUGGACCCGGGAGUUGGAUGAGGCUGCUACCCUGGCGACGAGACAAGGCUACUGGCACAUCAUUCUUUUCUAUCUUCUAUGUGGUCUCGCGGCGAUACCUACUUCGUUUUUAGUUUUCUCCCAGGUGUUCACGAACGCCACACCAGUCCACUGGUGUGCUCCGAUACCGGAAAUUGAUGAAUUGGAUCUUCCAGAGGACGUCGUACUGAACCUCACAGUGCCGGGGGUAGAUGGAGUUUACGAGUCCUGUCUCACUUACGACAUAGAUAUAAACGCAUUAAACAAAACACUUAAACAAAUUACUAACAGAUCCAAUAACGUACUACAGGGAUCAGUACAGAAUGUACUUGAAGAUAAACAGAUAGAGUCUGUAGGAGAUAGUAUAUUGAUGUUGAGGAAGGGACGUGUGUCCUGUAAGAAUGGUUGGCAAUUUCAAAAAGAUCUGUACACUAGGACUUUGGUCACGGAGUUUUCGCUGGUUUGCGACAGAGAGUGGUUACCAAGAACAAGCAACACGCUAUUCUGGGUGGGAUCUAUUUUCGGAAACGUAUUCUUCGGGUUAUUAUCUGACAGAUACGGGCGCAGACCCACGAUUCUACUCAUGAUAACCCUGGAGGUGCCGCUAGCUAUCGCCGCUUCAUUCCCAGGGAAUUAUUGGAUGUUCAUAGUGUUGAGGGUGGCUGGUGGACUGUUCUUCCCAGCGCUUUACCAGUUACCCUUCAUAUUAGCUUUGGAGCUGAUGCCGCCGAAAUGGAGAACUUAUGCUGGUAUCGUAGUUGGGAUGUUGUUUGGAAGCGGUAUGUGUCUGCUGGCAAUCCUGGCGUGGCUGUUGAGAGAUUGGUUUUAUCUAUCGCUCGCCUCCAGUGUUCCCUUCGUCCUUUUGUUUGGAUAUUACUGGCUUAUUCCCGAAUCACCACGCUGGUUAGUGGGGAGAGGACGUAUUGCUGAUGCAGAGAAAGUUCUCAGAGAACUUGCUAGAAGAAAUGGUAUCCGUUUGGACAGUGGCUUUCUAAUAGAAUUACAUAAAAAGGUGAAAAACGAUGACGACGAAGCACAAAUUACAAUCUUACGUAACGGUCAGGUUUUGUCGCCACAAACGAAGGAAUUGAAGCAAAGAAAGAAUGAAAUGAUUGCGUACAAACCAACAAUCAUAAUAAGUGAAGUACACGAGGAAGAUGAUAAAACUGACCACAUAGCUGAAGAAGAAACAAGAAAUAUUAAUAUUAUAAAACUUGCAGACACUAAAAGUGAUACAGAAGAAGAGCUGAGUCCCAACGACAGAAAUGAAAUCCUACAACCAAUUGACAAAUCAAAAAUACAUACAUUGAGACGAAAAUCGAUGCAAUUGGUGAACAAGAUCUUACUGAAAGAAGAGGAAGAGGAUAUCUUAGAAAGAAAUCGGUUAGAUGACCAAAACUCCGAAGGAGAUUGCAAGGCUUCUCCCCUUGAUAUAUUCAAAUAUCCUAAUUUAAGAAGGAAGUUCUUUUUGCUCACUGUCAAUUGGAUAGCAAUAGGCGUUGUGUACAACGGUCUGAGUUACAAUACACCAAACUUGGGCGUGGACGAUUAUCUGGCAUUCUUUAUAGGAGGUUUAGUGGAACUGCCAUCAUAUUUCAUUGCCUGGAAGUCCAUGGAACGGUUCGGGCGGCGGUGGGUGUUGUUCUGCUUUGUCAACGUUGGUGGAGUUGCUUGUUUAUGUUGUGCGCUAGUGCCAGAAGCUUGGCCGUGGGUGACAGUGUUUCUGGCGAUGCUGGGUCGUCUCUGUGCAGCGGCCUCUUUCUCUGUGUUCUAUGUGCACAUAGGUGAACUUCUGCCCACAGUUCUAAGAGCACAGGCCAUGGCGUGCGCGUCUUUCAUAGCCGGAAUAGGACUGUUGGCCUGCCCGUAUAUUGUGUCUUUGGCCUCCUUGUCGAGGGACCUGCCCUUGGUCAUCAUGGGCGUGUUGAGUUUGUUUGCGGGAGUCAUCACAUUAUUCCUCCCGGAAACUCUCAACCAGCCGUUACCCCAGACCCUGGGGGAUGGAGAAUUGUUCGGUCGAGAUUUUAAAGUACUAAGCUGUGUUGAGAAAAACCUUGAAUAAAUCGUUAAAUAUGAGUCGAAGAAACAGAUUAAUCGCGAAAACCAUUCUAUGUUAUGUGUCCAUAUAAAAUAUUUACAAUCACUACACUAAAAACAUUGAUGCAUUUAAAAGGUUCCAUCUAAGUUACAGCAGCAAUUCUUGCAACUAAUGUAAAGAAACCGGAAGGGAGACGCGAUGUUUUCGCGUGUAAAAUACAUCGGCUUUGUCUGUUCCUCUUUAUAUAUAUUAAUUAUAUUUAAACAAUUCACGCCCUCUAAUUGUGUAAAUAUUAAAACAGUAUUAUUAUUAUUAAAAAAACACCAAAAAAAAACUUAAUCAGCAAUUUUAGUCGUAUUACUAAUUGAUAAUAAAAUAGUUAAUGAAUUUUUUUUAUGAAAUAGUUGCCAGAAAUAUAUAGGGUAAAUGGAUUUUUUUUUUAGCAUAAAUUAAGAUAAAUUGUGGAACAUGUUGGGAAUUUAUUUUUGCACAUUAAUUAAAAAUAACAUAUUAUGUAAAUAUAUCAUUAUAUGUUUAUGUCGGUAUGUCUAGUCAGAAAAAAAUUGUGAAUCUUUUUGUACUCGUAUUAUAUCCGAUUAUAUCCUGAUUGAGUUUGAAACUACAUUUUAUUAACGAAUAUAUAUUGUGACCUUCAGUUUUAUUCAAUACCCAUAAAAUUGCAAUACUAAUAUUGCAACACUUAAAAUUUUUAUUGUAUCUAACAUUAUCGCUGCAUUCAUUUAAAUGAAACUAAGGUUUUCGGAUAUAACAACGCUUUUUUAUUAUUUUACUUACGGGACACUUUCGUGAUCACGGCUUACUGCAAAGUAACCGAAACGUCGGGGUUACGUAGUUUGUAAAGUAAUAAAAAAACCUUAGUUUUAUUUAAAAUUAUGUCUUGCUAUUUAAAAUUUUAUAAAAUGGUUACUUAAUUUAUAUCUUUAUAAAAAAAGUUAAUGAGGUUAAAGGUCAGAGUCGAAAUAAGCUAUAAGUAUUUAUUUUUAAUAAACUUAAUAUAUAAUUUUAUAUUCAUACUA